Armigeres subalbatus is the source of this 1677-nucleotide messenger RNA. RefSeq names its product venom serine protease-like. The coding region runs from base 376 to 1566 and encodes 396 amino acids. NCBI's taxonomy places the organism in Eukaryota, Metazoa, Arthropoda, Insecta, Diptera, Culicidae. Gene Ontology annotation, biological process: proteolysis. Gene Ontology annotation, molecular function: serine-type endopeptidase activity. The record is from RefSeq and is a predicted model, not a curated record. The transcript is spliced from 3 exons.
GAAACAGUAAAUUAUUCCCCAAAUUAACGAAUGAAAAACAUCAGAAGGUUGCGUUUGUUCGCAACGCUUUAUCUUAUUUCAAAACAAGGUCCUCAAAAAAAUGUCCUCCAAGUACAUUCAUCUUCAUAUACGUGGAAUGGUGUCCACUUCCCUCCAAACCUCUACAGAUCAACGGAGAUCAUUGUGAUUCGAGUGACAGAGCGGAGUACAGUUCGCCGGAUAAAACAGUUUUAUUCUUUAGACGUAUUGUUUGAACAACUGCCUCUCUCAAUAUUCGCAAUAUAGCUAGCUUUAUUAGUUUAUAAUGUAAAUUCACUUGCCGUCGAUUUACCAAUCGAAAUUUGUACUUAAAACUGCCCAGUUGAUAGUGGGAAAAUGUGGUGGUUAUUAAAGUUGAUAGUUUUUGUGGUGUUACUUGAUUCAAGCCAUGGGCAAAGCUACGCCGGAUGUGACUAUACGUACAACUAUAAUUCCUACGCUGUAGGUUAUAUCCAAUCUCCGAACUGGAGUAACUACUAUACGCCUGGAACAAACUGCCGGUUUACGAUCCAGGCACCAGCCAGACACUAUCUGUACGCUCAGUGCUAUGAUAUGUAUCUUCCGUCCAGCUAUGGGUGCUACUACGAUAAACUGCUAGCGUCUUUGAAUGGUGAUUCCACCCUCGCUGGAGCCCAGGUUUACUGCGGAUCUACUCCGUUCAACGUGGCUUCCAGUGGAAACAAGCUGGUAAUAGCACUUCAGACCUCUCCCUAUAUGAGCGGGGGACGCUUCCGAUGCCAAAUCUCUGCUAUUCCACUAAAAUGCAACUGUGGCAGUCGAAAAACGCCGCUCAUUGUAGGAGGAGAGUCCACACAGGCGAAUGAAUUCCCUAUGAUGUCUGCAAUUAUCGACAUCUCGUCCAAAGCACUCAUCUGUGGUGCUACCAUCAUUACUGACCGCCACGCACUAACUGCUGCCCACUGUAUCGUUGGGCGUUCAAUUGCAAACAGUGCACUUCUGGUAGGAGACCAGAACAUGAAUACUGGUACGGAUACUCCUUAUGCCAAACUGAUGAGAAUUUCAACAUUCACCGCGCAUGGCCAAUACAGUGCCAGUGCCAAAACCAACGAUAUUGCCUUAGUUCGGACAGUGGACGAGAUCAUCUUCGAUGCCGGAGUCAGCCGGGCUUGUCUUCCCUACGUUUAUGCUUCUGCUAGUUUUGAUAACAUCAAUUUGGAGGCCCUUGGAUGGGGAACGUUGGAUUUUGGUGGACCACAGGCAACCGAUCUACAGAAGGUUAGUCUUCAGGUGAUGAAUUUGACAAGCUGUCGCAGUCAACUGUCGGGCAUGAAUUCGGUACAAGAUAGCCAAAUCUGUACUUAUACUCCCGGGAAGGAUAGCUGUCAGUACGACUCCGGUGGUCCACUGCUCUAUACUGAUCAAUCCGGAGGGGUGGUCUACGCCAUCGGAGUCAUCAACUACGGUAUAACGUGCGCUUCUAAAUACCCCAGCGUCAGCGCCCGUGUCACAUCCUAUCUUAGCUGGAUCGAAACCAACACCGGGUACGACUUUUGUGAGAAAGUGUAAUAAAAAUGCACACUCUGCAUCACCAAGGAAGAGGAAAAAAAGGCGCAUGAAAUAAAACACGACAACGGAAAUAAAAAGCAUUUGCUGUGUUAAAAGUGCUUUUAAAAAUAA